Hypomesus transpacificus is the source of this 2706-nucleotide messenger RNA. It is a transcript of the gene kdf1b, whose product is annotated as keratinocyte differentiation factor 1b. Gene Ontology annotation, cellular component: cell junction. Gene Ontology annotation, biological process: regulation of epidermal cell division; keratinocyte development. NCBI's taxonomy places the organism in Eukaryota, Metazoa, Chordata, Actinopteri, Osmeriformes, Osmeridae. The record is from RefSeq and is a predicted model, not a curated record. Bases 194 to 1288 code for a protein of 364 amino acids. The transcript is spliced from 4 exons.
CUUGUACCUUGACGCGCAGGUAACUUGGAGAAAUUUGAGGAAACUAUAGUGUACGCCGCUACCGUCUAUUUUCCCAUUGCGUUAUGUAUAUAGAAAGUAUGUAUCCAUCCACAAGAAUAGCCCUAUAACAAACGGAGUGUAGUUUGGGAAGCGUCCUGCGACCAAUUCUAUGCCGCCUGGGACCAACUAAGCCAUGCCUAUCAGCAGUCAGAGACCCUUUUCAGAGCCAGAUGGCUGCAUACAGGGGGUCAGCCUCUCUCGGAGCAGUAGCACCAGCAAGAAGUCGUACGAGGAGCGUUGUGUGGACCCAGUGCAGGAAACACCACAAAGCAGGGGGGAGCAGAGCACCCACAAAGCCCACCCCAAGGAUGCCAAUUGGAAGGAGUCUGAGACUAUCGGCUUCAUCCCUGGUUCGGCAGAGCCUGGUGCUCACAGCUGUGGACUGUGCGCCUCUCCUGGCAGCUGCAGAAGUUUUGUGUGCAGCGUGCUGACUUGCGGCCUCUACAGGGUCUGCCAGCGCACCGUACUGGCCCCGUGCCUGGAGCCCGAGGAGAGCUCCCCUGACGAGCCAGAGAAGGUCAACCUCCAGGAAAUCAAGCCGGGAGACCGGGAGUCCUCUCCCAGCAAGGAGGACGGAAGCUGGCCAGAGGACAUCCACUUCCAUGGAGUCAGGGUGGACACUCUGACCCAGGAGGACUCAGACGUCACUACCAAACCCCGGGUGUAUAGCGAGAGACGGCCCAGCCCGCCGUCAUUCUCGCUCGACGAUGACAAUUGGGGUUACAGCAAUGAGGACGUUGAUUCCCUCAUUGCCAAGAAGCUGUUGGAGCUUUACUCAGAGUACCAGAUAGAAGAGCUGGCCAAAUGCACCUCAGACUCUGUGUUCCUGAAGAAGACGAGCCAGAUCAACCAGCUGAUCAGCGAGCUGGCAGAAGAGCACAAACUGGAGCAACAGGACGCUGAGUGUCGAUUGGUUCGUGGCAUCAUACGCAUCAGCACACGCAAGAGCAAGAGGAGGCCCCCCUACACCAAGGCCACCAGGACCCUCUCAGACAGUGGCAAUGAAACAAUGAAGGACAGUGACUCGUUCUCCUUCAGCAACAACAAUGACUAUAACGUCCAGAUAUCUGAGGAAACACGCUCAGACAUUUAUGCCAGGAAAAUGAGGUGGAACAGUGAAGUUGUCUUAUCAGGUCAUACCUCAGGCUCUUCAACGACGCACUCCCUAAGUCACACAGAAGUUGUUUCCUCUGGGGCCCCUCUCUUGCAGACCUAUGUGAGAACAUGACUUCAGACAUGCAUCUACAGCAGAACCUUGAAAGAUGAUUUCUUCAAAGAUGAAGAGAAUUGCACACAGUUCAGAAGCACAUGGAGCUUCUUUGGAAGAGAGAGGUUCAUUUGAUCAGCUAUAUUUUUACGACAGUUGAGUGUCAUGCCAUCUGUAAAUGAAGGAUUAUAGUGUACUCAGGGUUGUGAUGUAUAUCUAAUUCUGUCAUUUGUCAUUCUUGGUGAGGACAGCCUGACUCUAAUUGGGUCAGAAAGUUGACAAUAUAUUGUGAACUUCCAUUAGCAAACUGUGUCUAUCCUGGAGUGUUCACGUGUAUAAUGUCGCUGUUUCCAAGUAUGUCAUGUCCCUUUACCCUUGAAUGAAUCUGGCUGUGUGGUUGUGAAAUGUGACUCUUCUCUGUAGCUGAAGUUCCAUUUCUUGUUGGUCAAGCUCUAUACUAUGCAACACGGGAGCCGGCUGGAAUGUUUUAGUCUCAAAACCACAGAAAGAAUGAAAAAAGGAGCCAUACCUCAUCCCAUACUCAUAGUAUGAAAGAUAUGGUGUGAGGAUUGUUAUACUUUUUGUAUGCUUUUUGUAACUUGUAUCAUUCGUUUAUGUACAUUAAACCCAAAUGCCCAUGUAUUGGAAAUGAGGGGACAAAUCCUUUCAACAUUUCCCAUUUAUUUUGCCAGUUGUUGAUGUGUUGUAAACCUGCACGUAAGACAGAAUGAUUGUUAUAUUAUAUUGUUAAGUAAUUCCUUCUUCAAACUAUUUUUGUAAGGAUACACUUGCAAGAAAUAAUUUGCUAAUAAUUUGUUUGUACAUAAGAUAUUAUUGCCAAAUGUUUCAUGAAAGCUUUGUGACAUUAGUUUGUUCUGAUGAAGUGGGACAAAAAUUGUAAAUCCAUUGUAAUAUCUGAAGAAUCAGACCUGUAGUUUCCAGUCAGUGCUGAGUCAUGUGUCUUGUAAAAGUGUCUUGUGUUUUCAUUCUUUUUAAGCAGUAACACUAAAGUGACACACGUAUAUGAGUCACUUGAGUAUGUCUCUCUCCCUUUCUGUAACUAAUUUGAAGUAAAAUGUACAGUCAAUGUACACAGACUUUUUUAUAUGUAGAAAUGUGGCUGUAAAAAAGAAGUUUGCAAUGACGUGGGUGAAUUGGCCAGGCCAUACUGUACUGGCCACUCUGAAUCCCUGAACCACUCUUGGGAACAUGAUACCCUCUAAAUAUUUUAUUAAUUGAUUGUCACAACCAAACCACAUGACCAGCAGUUUAACUUAAUUGCCAUGGUGGGAAAUAAUAUUCAGAGUUGGCAUAUUUUAAUAGUACACUAACUCUGUGUUGCACCUGUAAAGUCAUUGAUUUCUUAGUGAGGUCAUUAUGUAUCGAGGUCCACCUUUUGUUUUUAAUAUCUGUUUCUAAUAAACAAAACUACUCACUCA